GCGUGAACCAAUCACAGGGACGAAUGUUUGACGGCGAUGCCAGGCGGCGGUGUAAUGCUCUCGCACCGCAUGCGGGUGCGCCCAGUAUUCUAGCAGCGCCAAGCGGGAACGUGUCGGCCAUCACGAUGCUGCAGCUCACGGACGACGAUGUGCUCCGGAUGAAGUCGCUGGGCCGCGAGGUGUGCACGCACGUCGCGUACUCGGCGCGCCGCACCGAGUCGGCCAAGUCGUCGGUGCGAUGGACGUCGAUCGGGUACGAGAACGACGUUGAACUGUUUGAAGGGGAAGACGCGGACACGAAGGAUACAAGCAGGGCGCUCUCGUACAUGUGUGGAGAGACCCACGUCACAGCCACGAUCGAUCAAGUCGCGGAUUUGUUCAACGCGACCGACGUGGACGCGGAUCCGGCCGUCCGCGACUUUUACGCGCAGUUCCACGCGGAUUUGGCACACACGCAGCUUAUCGCGCCGGUUCGAUCCCGGUCGAGGCAGUAUCCCCGCCACAUGAUCAGUUUGAAAACAGCGACGAUGGUCAGCCCGAGUCCGUCGGCCGCAACGAACCCCACGUCCAGCUCGCGAGACUUUGUCUACCUCGAGAGCCAAGAAGACGUGAUGGAUGCCAAACGGAAGAAACGAGGGUGGGUGUGUGCGAUGCACUCGAUCGAUUUGUCCAACGUGCCGUCGCCCCCCGAGUGUGUCCGCGGAAGUUUGUAUCGGUCUGGCUUUGUCUUCACCGAGUCGGACGUCCCCGGCGAACUCGAGGCCAUCUACCUGCUUCAGAUAGACUUCAAGGGCGCAAUGCCACCGCAGCUUCGACAAGCAAUGCUGAAACAGCGCAUCAUGUGUUUACAAGUUCUGUCCGACCAUUUCGCACGGCCGGUUCCGCCGCCGCAACCCGUGGGACGCAUGCAACACGCGAGCCCGUCGUCCCACCCAAGCCCCUCCAACCCAGGGCACGGUCAGCACGUGCAGCAAGCGUCUUCGUCGAACUACCGUCAGCAUCCUCACGCUCCACAUCCCGACGACUUGCGGCAAUUGCCACCCGCUGGCUACCGCCACCCGCCGUCGUCGCAGCAACAACAGAAUGCCGUGGACUCGACGGGUCGCUAUCCCGGCAACAACCACGACCAACCCAUGUACCCGCCGUACGGGCGGCAACUCGCCACCCAGCCUUCGUUCCAGCCGCCACAACAACUGCAGCAGCAGGUGCUACCCAGCGAACAGCUUGAGGAUUCCGGCAGCGCGAUCAGCGGAGGGCACGGUGCGAACUUGCGAACGCAUUCUUCAACGGGGCAGCCAACGCCUGGCCUCCAGCUCCUCUGUGACAUCCAGUUGAAGCCCAAGCACUCUGCUGCGCAGUGUGCGUGCUGCGUGUCGGGCUUCAGUUUUCUCAAGAAGAAGCACAACUGCCGCGUGUGCGGCGAGGUCGUGUGCUCGAGCUGCUGCAUCCUACAGCGUCCCGUUGUGCCCAUCGACGGGAUCAAAAAGUACUAUAUCUGCACAUUGUGUACGAUGGACAGCCGCCGGUCCGUUGCCCGCACGGCGAGCUCCCAUGCUGGCCUGAACAACACGGCGCGCACGAAAUCGGAGAACGCGCGAAGUGUCCUCAGUGGCAUCGCCGGCGGCAACAACAUCCGAUCCCCCAAGUCGUCGCUGAGCGGGACCAUGCAACAGCACCGGUACAAGCCACCGAACCAGCCUAGCCAGCAGCAGCUGCUUCAAGACCCCCGGCAAGGUUAUAAGGUCCACUUGCACCAGCCCGCGCCGCCGCGCGGGCCCCACUACCCCGACGACGUGCCCUCAUCGGACAUGAUGCCUACCCGCCACAACGCCCUGCCGCCAUCUAACAUGUACUCGAAGCAACAAGCAGGGUUUGCACCGGGAAUGCCCCAGGUGCAGCUCUAUCAACCGGGCCACCCGCGCCAACACCACCACCACCAACAGCAGCAAAUCCAAGGGAUGCAGCAUGCACACCCCUCCUCGCAUCGACCCAGCAACUACCCCAUAAACAAUGGGGGCUAUCCUCAUCCGAGCCACCAAUACCACCCGCCGCCUCCGCACAUGGCGCACAACCCGAUCCCCCGAGGCGGCGGGUACCGCCACCCGCCGCCGCCAGCGCGUGAGUAUGCGGCGUCCAUGGCCUCAACAAAUUACCCCGUCCCGCGCUACAACGGUACCAACAAACCCGACGACCCACGCAUGUCGAUGCUCCGCGACGAGCGGGAAUCGUUCCUCAACUUGUACGACGAAGUGGGGACGUCCGUGUCGCGCGCCCAGCCGAUUUAUCAACCGUAUCGCCAUCCGUCGUCGGCUACAGAUUCGUCGCUGGCAUCGCGGCCUCCUACGACACAGGAGGUGUACAUCCCCCCGGACGCCCCGACCACUACCGCCGUCAACUUGGGUGACCUCCGCAACGCGCCGGACGUCCUCGCCGCCCUCAACAACUCGCGCACGACCGGCGGCGCGUCCGGCCUCCGCCUUGAAAUCAUCUCGCCCAACACAAACCACCGUCAACCCGAGCCAGAAAGCGAACCGUACGGCGGUGGCAGCAGCAACUUUGAGUACAGCCGCGUUGCGCCGCUGGAACCUAGUGCUUCUGGCAACCUGCAAGAGCCGAUCCUACCGCCGCCGCCGCCGCCCGCAGCGACCCAGGACGCUCAGUUGGUGGCCCAGCAACAAGCGCCUGGCAUUUACAAAGGCUCGCGCUACCGCAUCAAAGAGACUCGGUACUAUGCGCCGACGCCGGACGCGAGCCCCGACGACUAUGUUGCCCAGGAACGUGAUAGCAUCCUUGUGGACAUGCCGUCGCAGUCGCCAGCGCCGCCGUUGAUGGCCGCUGCCGCGAGCCCCACCGCGCUGACGGUGUCGCGGUUCCUCGACCACGAUAUCGACAUGUUCCUGCAGCCGAUGGUCCACCAAGGUAGUGGUGGUGUGAGUCCGGCGCCGUUGCUCGAAAACGAAGGAGCUGCGACCCCACCACCCUCGGACGUGAACGACCUGCUGCUGCGGCUACAGCAGCAAGACCAGCCUCUAUCAGCUGCCACUCCGGACGACUCGAAAGACAGCGACGUCGUAGCUCUGACCCGGCUCCUUGUGGACCGCCUCCGCGGCGCCACCGAUUCGGAACGGGCUGCGAUUCGCGGCGCCCUCGCUGCCGCCGUCCAGUAGAGGACCCACUAGACCUUUCAAACAAUACCCGUUUGUGCGUCGUCGAGGUGUGUGUAGAUAAGUUAUAUACUCAUCGUUCUCGUCA
Molecule: messenger RNA, 3252 nt
Organism: Aphanomyces invadans
Lineage: Eukaryota; Oomycota; Saprolegniomycetes; Saprolegniales; Verrucalvaceae
Exons: 4
Coding region: 24-3167 (1047 amino acids)
Molecular function (GO): lipid binding; metal ion binding
Source: RefSeq, a predicted model, not a curated record